UUCACUUUCAUUCUACUGUUAUAUCAUGUAUAUUUUUAUGUAUCGUAAAUUUGUACAAAACCAUUCAUAGCAUAUUUACCAAAUAUUGAUUGUGUUUCGUGUAUCAGUGAAAAAUUACUCAGAGAAAUGUUAUUUUUAGUUCAGUGUUACAAGUGAUCGUUAAGAAGUUCGCAAAUUUGGAAAUACUGUGAUAACAAGAAAUUUGGUACCAUGAACAACCGACCCAAGUCAAUAUUUAGAGAUUUAUAUUACCUUCCCUAUAAAAAUAAUUCUUUUAAAAUAUCAAAUAAUGCAAAAGACGACGGAGAUCUCAUUCAACGACUGGGUCUACUAAAAAAAUUGGAAAUUCACCAAGGCUGUGUAAAUACAAUUUGUUGGAACAGUACUGGAGAAUACAUUCUUUCUGGAUCAGAUGAUCAACAUUUAAUAAUAACAAACGGUCACACUUAUAAAGUAGAGUCAAACUACUGUACCAGUCAUCACGCAAAUAUAUUUAGUGCAAAAUUCUUACCUUGUUCUUCAGAUAAGCAAAUUGUGUCAUGUUCUGGCGAUGGAAUAAUUUUACAUACAGACCUAGAGGAUACAAAAAACACGUAUUAUAACCAAUUUAGUUGUCAUGCUGGUACUACAUAUGAGGUUAUUACAAUUCCUAAUGAUCCACAUACUUUUUUAAGUUGUGGAGAAGAUGGUACCGUCCGCUGGUUUGACCUGAGAACUAAAACAAGCUGUCGGAAACAGCGUUGUAGAGACGACAUUUUAAUUACAUGCCAGCGAGCAGUGACUGCUCUUGCUAUAAGUCCCACAGCGUCUCAUCAGUUAGCUGUUGGGUGUGCAGAUUCUACAGUUCGGGUAUAUGACAGAAGGUGCUUGACAACUAAUCUUGAAGAAAACGCAAAAGCACGGCCUUUCUGUAGUUUUAUUGCUCCAAACUUGGAAGAUAGAAGAUAUAGAAUUACAUCACUAAGUUAUAGCCAAGAUGGUCAAGAUAUGCUAGUCAGUUAUUCUUCCGAUUAUCUGUAUUUAUUUAGGAUACAGGAAAAUCGACUAACAGAAUUAAAAAAGCCCGUUAAAACGUCUCCCUGGGAGAGAGUUAAAAUGUUAACAGGGAAGCGGGAACGGGUAAAUAAUUCACCUCCUCAUGUCCGCAGAUUGAGGCUGAGAGGUGAUUGGUCAGACACAGGACCAGACGCACGCCCCGAGAGAGAUACCACGACAACUGUUAGUAUUGGUCAGGCUAGGCCUCAGCUACAUGCUACUUUAAUGCAACGAAUGACCGACGUUUUAUCACAAAUGUUGAAUGAUCCUAUGACUCGGGCUGCACUGAGUGCUGGAGGGGAGGAUUCACUGGAUCAAAAUGAAGGACAGCAGAAUAAUACGUCAGCGCAAGGUGAAAAUGCACAAAAUCAAAAUGAAGGGGAGCCUGGACCAAGCAAUUCUGAAAGUGUAGCUAUGGACACUGCUGCCCCUGAAACUAGCAGUGAAGGACAGUCUGAAAGUAGUCAAAACGCCAACGAAAGACAAGGAGAGGGUUCUGCCUGUGUAACAAGUUUGUAUAGUCAUUUAACAACACUCCGAAACUUGAGAGAGGGUUUCAUAGAGCAACAUGGUUCGGAGCCUUCAGUUAGUUUGAGAUAUUCUCAACAGAGUACAGCAAAUGCCACAAUUAGUUUACGAGUUGGUGAUGAAUUCAAUAGAACGAAUUUUGAAACAUCACGAAAUGAUGCCUCAUCAGUGCCUUCGACCUCACAAACUGAGCAAACAAACAUCAAAACCUCGUCUUCGCUACCAGAAGAUGGAUCAAAUUCAGAUAUUGAUUUUGAUGAUUAUGAAGAUGAAUUCUCUCCUGAGUCGUAUAAGAAGACUGACACCACAAAUACAUAUGAGGCAGAAAUGAAAGUUAAGUAUGUCGGACAUCGAAACGCUCGAACUAUGAUAAAAGAAGCUACUUUUUGGGGUAACGAUUAUGUAAUGUCAGGAUCAGAUUGUGGUCAUGUUUUCGUUUGGGAUAAAAAUACCGCAAAAUUAAGAAUGUUAUUACAAGCUGAUCAGCACGUAGUUAAUUGUUUGCAACCUCAUCCAACACUGCCACUUCUUGCAACCAGUGGAAUAGACCAUGAUGUAAAACUGUGGGCUCCAAUUCUCGAGGAGCCUGGCUUUAAUGUAAAAAUGGCCGAAGAUUUAAUUAAUCGAAAUGCGAUAAUGUUGGAAGAAACUAGAGACACUAUAACAGUACCUGCAGCUUUCAUGAUUAGAAUGCUGGCCUGUUUGAAUCAAAUUCGUCGAGGGGCUAGAGCGAGGUCUAGACGUCAAGAGGAUGAAGAUGAAAACAGUUAAAUUUUCUUCAUUGUAUAUACAUUAUUAACUGCUAACAUACCAUAGUUGUCAGAGAUAAUGUAGAGAAUAUUCAUUCAUUUCCAUUUCACCGAGUUGGAUUGUUCUGAAAUUUAACCGUUUUAACAUCUUUUUGACAAUGACAUAUUUAAUUUCUUAAUAUAUUUUAUCGUUUUCCAUCAUUGUAAAUCAUUCAUCAAAGCUCCAGUGUUUGGAUUUGAUUUAAAUGUUCUCUGUAUUUACUGCGUUAUUUACCCUAAUAUUUAAUUAGUUAAUAUUAAAUUAUUAUUACAAUUAAAAUAUUUUUGUGCCUUGUUCUAAAAUGCAAGAAGACUUACGGGAAAAUUAACUACUUUAAAUGAAAACUUCCGAUUUAUUACAUAUAAGAACAGUUUUGACCAACUGGAAAAACUAACAACUGGAAGCAUCUUCCAUGACUUUUCUAGCUGCGUAAGCUAAUAUCUAUGAUGUCUAAAAGUUGGACGGUUCUAAAAUUUUUUUCAAUUUUGAUAAGUAACAUGGUUUUAGCAUGAAGUCAACUUGAAAGUGCAAUGAAAAUAAGAAAACCAGAUACUGGAAACUACUGUAGUCUAUUCAAUUUGCGAAUUAAGUAAUUAAAUGUAUAAAUAUGAACCGAAAAUCACCAGGGUCUGAAAACUUAUGCGUAAAGAUAACGUCAAAGGUAGAAAAAUCCCACAGGACAGAACGAGAACCAAAAACUGUAUUGGCUAAAAUAUAUGUAUAUACAUAACUCUUAAAUAGGAAAAGUAAUAGCAGUAUAUAGCGUCUCCUAAUAAUACAUUACAUAAGCACAAGUGCAUUCGCAGUUUAAUACUCUACAGUGGAAUUAAAACAACAUUAUAAACAAAACAUUUAUUUUUCCCAUAACA
This is a messenger RNA of Zophobas morio, 3221 nucleotides long. Its product is annotated as DDB1- and CUL4-associated factor 6-like. Bases 211 to 2334 code for a protein of 707 amino acids. Gene Ontology annotation, cellular component: Cul4-RING E3 ubiquitin ligase complex; cytoplasm. The record is from RefSeq and is a predicted model, not a curated record. The transcript has 11 exons. Gene Ontology annotation, molecular function: protein binding. Gene Ontology annotation, biological process: positive regulation of transcription by RNA polymerase II. NCBI's taxonomy places the organism in Eukaryota, Metazoa, Arthropoda, Insecta, Coleoptera, Tenebrionidae.